Agrilus planipennis (emerald ash borer) is the source of this 2174-nucleotide messenger RNA. RefSeq names its product pre-mRNA-processing factor 19 (gene Prp19). NCBI's taxonomy places the organism in Eukaryota, Metazoa, Arthropoda, Insecta, Coleoptera, Buprestidae. Gene Ontology annotation, cellular component: Prp19 complex; cytoplasm; U2-type catalytic step 1 spliceosome. Bases 199 to 1704 code for a protein of 501 amino acids. The transcript has 8 exons. Gene Ontology annotation, molecular function: protein binding; ubiquitin protein ligase activity. The record is from RefSeq and is a predicted model, not a curated record. Gene Ontology annotation, biological process: mRNA splicing, via spliceosome; DNA repair; protein ubiquitination.
CUUACCUGGUUUAAAUUGAAACAGUGCGUUCAACAAUAUUGGAAAUUGUUAUUAAAAGCCUGUUACGACUGCAACUGAGACAGAAUAUUUUGACAUAUAUAUGACAUAACUAAAUUCAGAGUUCUUCCGUUGUCCCAUUAGCGUUAUCCUUUGUAGUUGCCGUGGUUUGUCUAUGUGCCUUCGUUUACAUUUGUGAAAAUGGCGCUUAUAUGUGCAAUUUCUAACGAAGUGCCAGAACAUCCAGUCGUUUCUCCUUCGUCCGGAGCGAUUUUUGAAAAGAGAAUAAUUGAAAAAUAUAUACUGGAAAAUGGUAUAGACCCCAUUAGUGGAAAAGAAUUAAGCACUGAUGAAUUAAUUGAAAUCAAAACACCACCUAUUGUUAAACCUAAACCUCCAAGUGCUACUAGUAUUCCUGCAACGUUGAAACUGUUACAAGAUGAAUGGGAUGCAGUUAUGCUAUACAGUUUUACACAAAGACAACAGCUUCAAACAGCUAGACAAGAACUUAGUCAUGCACUUUAUCAACAUGAUGCAGCCUGUAGAGUUAUUGCAAGGCUUAAUAAAGAAGUUACUGCUGCUAGAGAAGCUUUGGCUACUCUUAAACCACAAGCAGGAAUUACUCAAGUUCCUCAGCCUGCUGUUGCUGCAGAAGCUGCUGGUGUAGCAAAUCAACCAACAGAACAAGCUGGUAUGAGUGCAGAAGUUAUUCAAAAAUUGCAAGACAAGGCAACUGUUUUAACACAAGAGAGAAAAAAACGAGGAAGAACAGUGCCAGAGGAACUUACCUCUCAAGAUGAUUUAAAAUCAUUUAGAACAGUUGCAUCUCAUCCGGGGCUGCAUUCUGCAAGUAUCCCUGGGAUUUUGGCUCUUGAUAUUCAUGCAUCAGAUACAAGCAAAAUUUUAACUGGAGGAAAUGAUAGAAAUGCUACAGUGUUUAAUAAAGAUACAGAACAGGUUAUUGCAAUUUUGAAAGGACACACUAAGAAAGUUAGUCGUGUAAUAUAUCAUCCUGAUGAAGAUUUAGUUAUAACAGCAUCUCCUGACACAACAAUUCGUAUUUGGAAUGUGCCUACGUCUCAGACAACAUUACUUCUUCGGGGUCAUGAUGGACCAGUAACAGGCCUUUCUCUUCAUCCAACUGGUGAUUAUAUUUUAUCGACAUCCGAAGAUCAACAUUGGGCAUUUUCUGACAUUAGAACCGGUCGAUUAUUAACAAAAGUUGCAGAUCAAGCAAACGUAGCACUUACGACGGCUCAGUUCCAUCCUGAUGGAUUAAUUUUUGGUACUGGCACUGCUGAUUCUCAAGUAAAAAUUUGGGAUUUGAAGGAGCAAAGCAACGUUGCGAACUUCACAGGUCAUUCUGGCGCUAUUACAAGCAUAUCGUUUUCCGAAAAUGGGUAUUAUUUGGCAACGGCAGCCGACGAUGCAUGUGUGAAACUGUGGGAUUUACGAAAAUUGAAAAAUUUUAAGACGUUACAAUUGGAAGAAGGUUAUCAAAUUAAAGAUUUAUGUUUUGACCAAAGUGGUACAUACCUAGCAAUCGCGGGAAGUGAUAUAAGAAUUUAUCUCUGUAAGCAAUGGCAAGAAUUAAAGGUAUUUAACGAUCAUACAGCGGCUGCAACGGGAGUUAGAUUCGGCAAACACGCUCAUUUCAUAGCGUCUACGUCAAUGGAUAGAACGCUGAAAAUCUACGGUCUUCAAUAGUUUCAAUUCAGUCACAUUGAUUGUUUAUCAUUAUUAAACUUAAAUUAGUCUCUAUAGGAAGUGAAAUAACAAACUGUUUUUGUGAAUGUAUGGAUAUUUUGAGAAUUAGUUAAGUUAUUGGAUAAACCUAAAUGUUUAGUGCGUCGAGUUUUGUACAAUAAACAAUUUAGUUUGUUUAAUAUCUAGUUUAAAUUAUUACUUUUUAAAAAUAUGUAAAGUUUGAAAAUAAAAACAAUACGUUGAAAGGAGAGGACCGAUUCAAAUAGGAAAAUAAUAAAUUUCCUUGUAAUGUUCACAUAAUUUAAAUAAUGACCGGAUCAAUUUAGUAGAUAAUUAAGAAGCAAGCUAAUUAAAAACUCACUGGCAAUAUAAAGCAUUUGAUAUGUACAAUCAACCCUACUUAACAUUCCUGUUACUGUAUUAAUAAGCAAAAUCUACAAUAAAAAAAACAAUUAAAAUUUUUCAAUUAA